Messenger RNA from Aspergillus nidulans FGSC A4, 189 nucleotides. RefSeq lists its product as uncharacterized. The record is from RefSeq and is a predicted model, not a curated record. Bases 1 to 189 code for a protein of 62 amino acids. The transcript has 2 exons. NCBI's taxonomy places the organism in Eukaryota, Fungi, Ascomycota, Eurotiomycetes, Eurotiales, Aspergillaceae.
AUGUCAUCUGAGCUUUUGGACAGUCCAUAUGCAACCCAACAGAUGCGCCGCCUCAAAUCCACGAGUCCAACAGCCAUCGAUGCCUUUGAUAAAGCACCUCCUCGUUGUCAGACAACCACCGCCGAUUCCAUGCCACUGUUCGGAAUCGACAUGUUUCUCCAGUUGAAGGGUCUGAACACGCAAGCAUAA